GUUUUUUUGACACGAGAAUUGUCAUCAAAAGUGAUGAAAAAACAUUAUAAAUAAUAAAUCAGAACAUAUAGACUAAGUAUAGACAAGCAAAAAGCACAGACAUUAGCAAGUGACUUGAGCGGUGCGGAUAAGAUUGAAAUUGAAGCAGAAAAAGCUAGUGAUGCGAAUAACUUGAAGUAAAGAAAAUUAUGGAAUUUUAAUAAAGGUUUAGAAAAAUUGAAAAAUGACAAAAUAAAGUGUUUAAGGGCAGAAAUCAAGUGAAUUUAAUUAAGUAUUUGGACACAAUAUCGAGUUGCAAUACAGAAAAAAAAGGAUAGAUUAAAUAUGUAAAAAGAAGUUAUACGACGGAAUUGUGUAUAUGGAAAAAUCUGGUUCUGAAUAUACAAAAAUGUAUUAAAAUAAGUCAACGAUUAAAACAUCAUUAAGUCAAAUUUGGAAGAGAGAAAAAAAGUUGUUUUAUAUAAAAUAAGUGGAAGAAAUGAGUAGUCAAUUUGAUGACGAUAUACCUCCCGCUGAAAUUGCACGAGAAGGAUGGAUACUAGUUCGGAUACACGUACCAGAACUUGAUAUUUUUAAGUGCCUUCAAUUUCCCGUAGACAAACUAAUAUGGGACAUCAAACAACAAGUCUUAGCAUCCUUGCCAAAAGAAUUGAAAGAAUCAUUCAAUUAUGGACUUUUUUUACCGCCAGCAAAUGGAAAAGCUGGGAAAUUUUUGGAUGAAGAGCGACGUUUGGGCGAUUAUCCAUUUAAUGGACCUGUCGGCUACUUGGAGUUAAAAUACAAACGUCGCGUCUACAAAUUAUUAAAUGUCGAUGAACGGCAACUAAGAGCUUUACAUUCACGUUCGAAUUUGAGAAGAUUUUUGGAAUACGUCAACGGUGGUCAUGUCGAGAAGAUCUCAAAGAUGUGCUCGAAAGGACUCGAUCCUAACUUUCAUUGCUCAGACUCUGGUGAAACUCCAUUGUCGAUUGCCACAAGCAUGAAGAAACCUCAAAAACUUUUAAUUGCUUUAGUGAACGGUGGAGCUAUUUUGGAUUAUAGAUCACGAGAUGGAACAACAGCAUUGCAUAAAGCAGUCGAGCGUGAUACACUCGAAUCAGUUAUGACUUUGCUUGAACUUGGAGCAUCUCCAAAUUAUCGCGACGCUAAAAUGCUGACGCCAGCUUACUUGUCGGUGUUAAAAAAGACAGAUCCGAAAAUAACAGAAGUUUUACUUCACGAUCACGCGACUUUGGGUACACAAGACACGCAAGGAUGGAAUGAAGUUCAUCAGGCUUGUCGAAAUGGCUUGGUGCAUCAUUUGGAGCAUUUAUUGGUCUAUGGAGCUGAUAUGAACAGCAAGAACUCGACAGGCAACACACCACUGCAUGUCUGCGCUGUUAAUAAUCAAGAAGCGUGUGCAAGAAUGUUACUUUUUCGCGGUGCUAAUCGUGAAGCUUUAAAUUUUGCAAACCAGACACCUUAUCAAGUCGCUGUUAUUGCGAGUAAUUUUGAAUUAGCGGAAUUAAUACGAAACUAUAAGAAUGAUGAUAUUGUGCCUAUACGUGUUCCGCCUCGUUAUAAUCCACGAAGACGAUCCGGUCUAGGAUGUUGGUAUACAUUAUUAAAUCAAAGUAGUCACAAUAGUGGUUCCGAAUAUAUAUCUCCUACGUCAUCAAUUGUCGGCGAUUCGUGGAACAAUUCUCAUUAUCAUACAUUCUCACGUUUAAUACACAUUACAUCACCGUCAUCGCCCUGUCCAUCAGAUCGUCCAUUUAAUUCGGCAAGUUCAAGUUUAUCGGAAUCAUCAUCGAGUCAUCGAAGUCAGGAAGAUGAUAUUAGUUUCGUAACAGACAAAAGCCUCGGCGAUACAAGUGACGUGGUCAGUGAUUCAUCAGGCGUCGGAACGAAUUCAGAAUCUGCUAAUUGUUCAAUCGGACAUCCAAGCACAACAGUCGUUUGUAUUGAAAAAUAUGAGCCUCAAAUAGCUGGUCAUUUGUCAAUUCAGGCAGGUGAUAUAAUUGAAGUUGUUGGAUCAACAGAUUGUGGAUUAUUGGAGGGAUUUAUACGCGGAUCAUCAAUUACGGGAUUUUUCCCAUCGCGCUGUACUCAAGAAGUCCAAUUUCGUCAGAAAAAUAACAACAACGGAAUUCACAACAAUAACACUCAUUUGUUAAAAGAGAAUAUUCAGCCACUCGUUGGUAAUUCUUUGAAUAUUGAGCAUUGUGAAGAAAUUACGGAACCUGACGCAUCAUAUAACAACACACUGACUUCUCAGGUCAAUAAAAACUUCACAAUGUCGAAACCGAGGACAGUGCUUCUUCAUCGUGCCAAACGAGGAUUUGGAUUUGUUUUGCGUGGUGCAAAAGCAGCAUCGCCUUUAAUGCAAUUAAAACCGUCGACAAGAUGUCCAGCAUUGCAAUAUCUCGAUGAUGUUGAUAAAGGUGGUGUUGCAGAUGUUGCUGGAUUAAAGAAGGGAGAUUUCUUACUUGCCAUUAAUGGAGAAGAUGUGUCAUGUACAUCUCAUGAAUAUGUAGUGGAAUUGAUCAGGAAUUCAAGUGAAUAUGUCACAAUGACAGUAUUAACAGUCGAUGAAAAUAGCUUUUCUAAUACAAACUUGUCAAUGAUGAAUGGACGACAGUGUUCCACACUUCCUCGUCGUUUUAGUGGAUCAAAUAAAAUGCCAGUUCCUCCCGCUGUUCCAAGACGUGAUCCAAAAACAACAUUAAGUGUUGGAAGAGCUCGUGCACGAUCUAUGGUCGCUGGAUUAGAAGCAAAUGAGGAUCAUGAUGAAUGUGGAAUUUCUAUGAAAGCAAGUUCGACAGAAUCAUUACAUCAACAAACUCAAUCAGCUAUUUCAACACCAUUGCAGCCAGGAACGCCAAUUCAACCAAGAACAGCUAGUAUUAAGUCGCGUCCAACAUCCAGUAGGAUUACAGCAGCUGAAUUAGAAGAUUUAUUUCAACGACAACAAGGAAUUGACGCAAAGAAUAAGUUACAUUCAUCUAUGAUGACAACAUCACGUUUCCAAUCGAAUUGUGAAAGCUCAUUAACUCCGCCAUAUACAUCUCCAUCUAAAAAGCAGCCAUUAGUUUAUGCUAGUAUUGCAGAAAUGAAGAGGAAAAAGACAAAAGUUGGUGGAACAUUACGAGGCCGUCCAGUUGAAAUUCCAAGCGUUGAUUCGGAUCUCAAAAGAACUUUCCAUAGUUCACCAGAUCUUGCAUUAACUUUAAGUGGCAGUUCUACAUGGACUAGUGGAAUGCUUGCUAGAAAAGGUCACAUUUCUCAAGAAGAUCUACAAAAUUUACAUAUUUCAAUGCAACGAUUAACAUUCUUGCCACCACCAAAUUGUAAACCACCUCCUCCUCCAAUAGAUAAUAAUCAUCAGCCUGAAAUUGGUCAAGUUGUUAAGGUCGAUGUUUCUCGUAAAUCGGAAUAUGAAUCGACGUCAUUGUUGCAGAGACAAAUACAACAGAAAAUUGCAGCUAAAUCGCAAGUUGUUGUUGAAACUAGCAGCGAAACAGUGUCAGUUAUGUCAAGCUUUAAGCCAUCCUCGAAUACGAAAAUUUAUGCGUCACCACAAGAAAUAAAUAUAACUAAUAACGAUAUAACAAAUAAUAAUAGCAUAACAAGUAAUUAUUCAAGCACCGUAACAAAAAAUGUUAUUAUUAACAAUAAUAAAAAUAAUAAUAAUAAUGAGCACUACAAAAGUAGCAGUGAUUAUAAUGUUACAAAGGUCAUCGUUACUGCAAGUUCUGGCAAUUUAAAUCCAUACGCUCAGCCUGGAAAAAUUGGAAUUGAACCGCCAUUAAAUUUACCCCCUCCAGUUCCUCCAAUCCCUCCUAUUAUUCCUGAACCAGAUUAUUCGGAAUCGGAUGAGGAAGAGGAAGCAAAUAAUUCUGUAAAAUUGGCAUCAAAUGUGCCAUUUACAAACGAAAGUGUCAAUACAUUGAAACGAAACGAUAAUCAAAAUCAAAAUCAACAUAAAGUCAUAAUUAUAACGAAAAAGGACGACAGUGCAAUAGUCGAGAAAGAGAAUAGUGGAAAUUCAAGCACAGGAAGUUCAUCAAUUGUAUCUCAUUCAUAUUCGGUCGAUGAAAUUCAAAGAAUUCGUUCUGGAUUAAAAUCAUCCAAGACUUUUCCGAAUGCAUUCCAAAAUAAUUCUAGCCAUAAUAAUCAUAUGCCACAGGAAGGUGAUAAUUCAUCGUCUGGUGUGAGCAGUGAUCAAGAAAUCAAAAUGAAUUAUUCUAAUAACUUAUCGACUACUCAUAAUAGUAAUAAAAUAAUUAAUAAUAUUAAUAAUAAUCAGCAUAAGAGUGAAUUAGUUCAAAAUAAAGUUGUUUUACCAAGAAAGGAAGCCAUAAUAUCGACAGAAGAUGCUCCUAGUGAUGAGGAUAGUCCACCGUUAACAGCUUUUCAGAGAAAUAAUUCGUUGACUCGAAAGCAGGCAUCGAUAAUUGCUGCAAAUCGGGCAAAAGUACUAGCUCAAAAUCAGGGACAAAUUGUCUCACUAUCUCAAUUACCGCCACCAUUGGAAGCUGAUUCAGAUGAAGAAGUUGACAAUGGAAAGGAGGCGACUUAUAUUGUUGCACCGCCUCCACCAGAAUUCAGUGAUAUUGUUUCAAACACACGCUCACUGCACAUUCCAACACAACAGUCUCAACAAUAUCGUCAAUAUGCAUCAGUGAAUUAUAUGCAGCAGAAUCAACAGAAAGGUGUACGGAUUGUUGGGGCUUUACCAAAACAUAAUAACAUGCCAGGACAAUCUGCAGCCGGAAAAAUUGUGCGCACCAAUCAUCCACAUCAUCAUAUUCAUCAUUAUCAUCAUCAACAUCAUUAUUAAGCGUCAAAAGUAUCUUAUGGUAGUGUUUAUAAAUGCUGUUCAAACUGCUGUUUUUUGUUGAUUUUUAACGUAUUUGAAAUAUUUAAAUUUUAACGGUUUUUUGAUAUUUGAAUUUAUUGAACUUUAGUUUCUUCGUUGAAAAAGUUCAAAAAUUUAAAUUCUUGAAAACUUAAAAUUUUACCGGU
This is a messenger RNA of Chironomus riparius, 5007 nucleotides long. The record is from the annotation of a GenBank genome assembly. NCBI's taxonomy places the organism in Eukaryota, Metazoa, Arthropoda, Insecta, Diptera, Chironomidae.